Molecule: messenger RNA, 1617 nt
Organism: Vespa mandarinia (Asian giant hornet)
Lineage: Eukaryota; Metazoa; Arthropoda; Insecta; Hymenoptera; Vespidae
Source: RefSeq, a predicted model, not a curated record
AUGAGAGUACUUCAGGGUAACCUGAAUAGGAGUAGGACGGCGUAUCACCUUCUAGCCCAGCUUUGCUUUGAGAAAAAAGCUGAUAUUGUUCUAAUCAGCGAACAGUACCAGAACAGAGCAGGAGUAGGAUGCUUCGCAGACGAAUUGAGCACCGCGGCCAUCUGGAUCCUAGAUCUCCGUCUAAUACAUGUGUCGGACCAAGGAUCCGGACGCGGUUACGUUUGGACGACUUUCAAACCAAUCUGGACGAUCUGGAAUACGCGCUGCGGGAAAUGCAAGGAGAUCUCAUUGUGGCUGGAGACCUCAAUGCCAAAGCUCUCGAAUGGGGGAGGCGAGGCCGGACUCCAGAGGAAGACGUAUCAUAGAGGUGGCGUCGAGACUGGACCUAUCAGUACUCAACACAGCGCACUCGACAGGAGCCAACGAGCCCCUGGAGACGAGCCCUGGAGGAGGAGCCCCUGCGACGUGGCAAUAGUCGCAGGCUGGCAGGUGAUCGAGGAUUAUACCGGGAGCGAUCAUCAGUACAUCCUAUUCGAUGUACAUGAUAGGAGGCCAGCCGUGACAAGUAUAAAGCGACCCCCCCGGUGGAACAUUGCAAGAAUGGAUCGAGAGAGGCUGUCUUCGGUCAUAGAGGUAGGAUGGAGAUUCCAACAAAGUACUUCCGCGAGUCUAUCGACACCUGCACAAGUCAGGUUGAUUAGCGCAGCAACCAUGCAGCUCAUCCAAAAGACUUGUGCGAUAGCGGUGCCAAACACAACGAGUGAAGAGACGCGACCACGACGCAGCUCCUUUGGCCGCAGACUAUCAAGCGGCCAAAGCCUUGAAGAGGACCAUCAAGGCCAGUCAACGACGGUGCUGGAAGGAGCUGUGCCUGGAUGUCGACCAGAAUCCGUGAGGAUUAGGCCGAAAAGAGAGAUCAGCUUGGAUGCGCCCGGAAUAAGCGGGGUACCGCAAUUCACGGAAAAAGAGCUACUCAGGGCCGCAUCAUCUAUGCGGAACAAGAAAGCUCCAGGUCCAGACGGACUUUCAGCAGAAUUAAUUAAAGACGUCGCGCAAAGUCACCCUGAACUAUUGCUGAACAUGUAUAACAAGUGCUUCAGGGGGGGCAUCUUUCCCGCUCCAUGGAAGAAAGAGAGGCUUGUGCUCAUUAGCAAGGGCAAGGGUCCAGUAGGGGCAGCUUCAUCAUACAGGUCUAUUUGUAUGCUCGAUAUGGUUGGAAAACUCCUGGAGAAGCUGAUAAAUCCAAGGCUCCGUGCAGCCGUGAAGGCAGCGGGGGAUCUCGCCGGCCGCCAGUACGGAUUCCGCUCCGACCUCUUCACCAUCCACGCAGUCCUGGUGGUAGUCACGGCCGUGAAAAUGAUGGAGCGAAGCAAUCAUCGAACUCGACCUCUACGCCUGCUGGCCACCUUAGACGUGAGAAAUGCCUUCAAUCCCGUCAGUCCCAGAAGGUACUAUCUUAGUAGGAUAUGCAGAUGUCAUAACCGCAAGAGACACGAAGAGGGUACUGUUUCUGCUCAAACAGGUCAUGCGGAGAGUUACCUCCUGGAUGGAAGACCACGGGCUAUCUCCAGCAGCCCAGAAGACAGAGAUCGUGCUAAUUACGAGGAAGCGCAUUAA